UCUCAAGAACCGAUAAAUAAAAAAAUUUAAAGAAACAAGAGAAAUACCCAAUAGCCAUUUCACAAUUUCAAAGCCUUGUGUCCUCUCUCUCUCUCUCUCUCUCUCUCUCUCUCUCUUCAACUUCAUGGUGCAAAUGUGGGUGGGGUUUGGGUUAUUAAUUAUUAUGAUUGAGUGAACCAGACAAAGCUACCUAGCCAUAAACCCACUACCAGUUAUGCAUUUAUUUCUCCCUUUGAGCUUUUCAUUGUGCUGUUUUUGAUUCUUUCUUUUGUUCAUUUGUGCUUUCUUUGAUUUCUUUGUCACUGAUAAGACCCAACAGAAUGUGGGAAAAUGUGGGAUUUGUUUUCUUGCUGAGAAUGAGUGUUCAGCUGAUCUUAAUUUUCCAGUGAAAAUGAGGGAAAAUGCAAGUAAACAAGGAAAUUAGAGGGUAGACAAAGUUCCCACAUUUUUUGGCCCUUUUUCCUGCAAAAUUUCUUGGCUGCACAGACUCUUUAAUCUGCAAAAUGAGGAAGCAUGGAUGGCAGCUUCCCUAUCAUCCUCUCCAGGUGGUGGCUGUUGCUGUGUUUCUGGCAUUGGGUUUUGCCUUCUAUGUGUUUUUUGCACCUUUUGUGGGGAAUAAAUUGUUUCAGUACAUUGUGAUGGGGAUUUAUACACCUCUUAUUAUAUGUGUUUUUGGGUUAUAUAUCUGGUGUGCUGCCACUGAUCCUGCGGAUUCCGGGGUUUUCAAGUCGAAAAAGUAUCUUAAGAUUGGAGAUGACAAAAGCCAUAGUCAUGUCAAGGAUUCUAAACUAGGUGGAGGAGAGUCAACUUCAUCAGUACAUGGUGCUAAUGCUAGUUCGGUUGGAGAGAAAACUUUUGACAAAAACACGGGAGCUCAAGCGGCUGCAGAUCCUCAUGGUGCUCAAACCGACGAGAAGAUUGAGGCAGCUUCUCAUCAAACAUUGUGCGCUUCUGUGCUGUUACCUUUACUACCCUGUGCUUCGUCGUGCUGCCCAAAUCGACACGACGAGUCUUCCGAGCAACAAACAAGUGAAGAUGGCAUGUUCUAUUGCAGUUUGUGUGAAGUGGAGGUGUUCAAAUACAGCAAGCACUGUAGAGUAUGUGAUAAAUGUGUUGACCGCUUUGAUCAUCAUUGCAGGUGGCUAAACAAUUGUAUUGGCAAAAGGAACUAUAGGAAGUUCUUCACCCUCAUGGUUUCUGCUCUCGUACUGCUUAUACUUCAGUGGUUGACUGGAAUCCUUGUUCUGAUCUGUUGCUUUAUUGAGAAGAAGAGGUUCUCGGCGGAUAUCUCCUCUAAGCUAGGAAGCAGUUUCUCCAUGGUUCCAUUUGUUAUUGUUGUGGCGGUCUGCACCAUAUUGGCAAUGAUUGCGACACUGCCACUUGCUCAGCUUUUCUUCUUUCACAUACUUCUCAUCAAGAAGGGAAUUAGCACAUAUGAUUAUAUCAUAGCUCUGCGGGAGCAAGAGCAACAAGGGAUUGGAGGUCAACAAAGUCCUCAAAUGUCAACGGUUAGCUCCAUAACGGGGUUAAGCAGUGCAAGCUCCUUUAAUACUUUCCAUCGAGCAGCGUGGUGUACACCUCCACGCCUCUUUCUCGAGGAUCAGUUCGAUGUAGUUCCUCCGGACAACGGAUCUGUUAGUUCACUUGGAAAAAAGACGUCGGUAGAGGAGCCGGUUAAGAAAAAGAACCCCGCUGCUGUGAAGAUCAGUCCAUGGACAUUAGCACGGUUGAACGCCGAGGAUGUUUCAAAGGCGGCAGCCGAAGCGAGGAAGAAGUCGAAAAUUCUGCAGCCUGUUGUGAGACAGCAAACGCCUUACGACCUUGAAGCGAACAGUAGUUUCGGGAGCAGUGGGCGUCGAAUGAUCCCGAGGCCCGACAACAACAGAAGGCGACCCAGCAAGCGUGUCCGUCUCCCUACAGAGCUACCGUUCGAAGGUUUGGCGAAGCUUUCAAGUGAAGUUGCUCACAACAAUAGUAGAGGUCCUAUGAUCACCGAGACAUCAACAAGUUUGGCCCCUCUUCAUCUUGAAGCCCGAAGCGCUUUUCGUACAAACCAGGCAAUAGUCUCGAGCUCGGGAGGAGGCAUUGCUGCUUCUUCCCCAGAGAGCAGCUUGGACUCCCCCGAUAUUCUCCCUUUCCGGGCCUCAUCAUCGGGAGCAGAAGAGGGUAGACAUCUCGUGGGACUAUCAUCAACCUCCGGGAUGAGUGUCCAUAAAGAAAUUCCGUUGUCGAGGUCAACUAGCGAUGGAUAUGAUGCAUCGGGGGGUGAAGAUAGUGACCGAGUUCCUAACCGAUUUGUGCAAAGGUCAACAAAAUGGAGUAGCCUUCUUUUCGGGUCUGACCAAAACGAGAGGGCCAGUAGGUUGAUGGCACCAUCAUCUUCAUCUACCCAAGCUAACACCAGAAUGCUCUGAACUCUCCAAAACUUAACUAUAUAUAUAUAUAUAUAUAUAUAUAUCAUUUUGGUCUUGGCAAAGUAGUUGGGGGAUUAUAUGAGAUUUUUUCAUUUAUUGGCCAAAAGUUUGUGUAAAGGAACCUCCUGGCUUCACUUUGGCCUCUUGCAUUUGUUAUUGGGUUUAAAAGUUUGGCUUCCAGAGAAGAGUUGACAGGAAGGGCAUAUUAUUGUGUGCAAUUCUGUUGUCUGUCAACAUUUUUCUGGGAAUGUAAUCCCUCCCUCUCUCCCAGCCAGGAACAAUGUAAAAUGUAGGCAUUAUGGAUUCUAGCAUUUGAAUUUGAAUGAAGACUUUGGUUGCCCCAA
Molecule: messenger RNA, 2758 nt
Organism: Ipomoea nil (Japanese morning glory)
Lineage: Eukaryota; Viridiplantae; Streptophyta; Magnoliopsida; Solanales; Convolvulaceae
Product: probable protein S-acyltransferase 22
Exons: 9
Coding region: 504-2414 (636 amino acids)
Biological process (GO): peptidyl-L-cysteine S-palmitoylation; protein targeting to membrane
Cellular component (GO): endoplasmic reticulum; Golgi apparatus
Molecular function (GO): protein-cysteine S-palmitoyltransferase activity
Source: RefSeq, a predicted model, not a curated record